GGGAGGCGCCACAGCAGCUCCGGAAGCCUGGCCUGGGCGCCGGGUGGCGAGGCCGAGGCGGACCCCGGGGCCGCGGUAGAGCCCGCGGCCCCGGUUCAACCCGUCUCGGAGAAGCGCAACACCCUGGACGUGGGCGAGGUGCUCAGCAAGAACGAUGCGCUCUCGGACUUGGAGCGCUGGGAGCGCAGCAAGAGCAAAAACCGCACGCUGGACAACAGCGACCUGCAGCGGCUGGAGCGCGCGCGGGCGGCGGCCGCGGGCCCCGGCGCCGCUUCGGAGCACCGGCUGCUGCGCUUCUUCAGCGGCAUCUUCGCGCGCAAGGAUGGCGCGCCAGGCGGCGGCGGUCCCUCUCCCCGGAGCGGCGCCUCGCGGCCCCGCGGCUACUUUAGCAGCCUGCGGCGAGCCCCAGUCGACGCGCACUCGUCCAGCGCCGAGAGCAUCGACGGGUCUCCGCGCAGAGGUGGGCAGCGCGGCCAGGGAGAUGCCUUUGUGAAUAGCCAGGAAUGGACAUUAAGUCGAUCUGUCCCGGAGCUCAAAGUGGGGAUCGUGGGUAACUUGGCCAGCGGCAAGUCGGCCCUGGUGCACCGGUAUCUGACCGGCACGUAUGUCCAGGAGGAGUCUCCCGAAGAUAUGGACGCAGGUGGCAGAUUCAAGAAGGAGAUUGUCGUUGAUGGACAGAGCUACCUGCUGCUGAUUAGAGAUGAAGGGGGCCCCCCAGAGGCACAGUUUGCCAUGUGGGUGGACGCUGUGAUAUUUGUCUUCAGCUUAGAGGAUGAGAUAAGCUUCCAGACCGUUUACCACUACUACAGUCGGAUGGCCAACUAUCGGAACACGAGCGAGAUCCCUCUGGUUCUGGUGGGGACCCAGGAUGCCAUAAGUUCCACUAACCCACGGGUCAUCGACGACGCCAGGGCGCGGAAGCUCUCCAGCGACUUGAAGCGGUGUACCUACUACGAGACAUGCGCCACGUACGGGCUGAAUGUGGAGCGGGUCUUCCAGGACGUUGCCCAGAAGAUUGUGGCCACAAGGAAGAAGCAGCAGCUGUCCAUCGGGCCCUGCAAGUCGCUGCCCAACUCCCCCAGCCACUCGUCCGUCUGUUCGGCACAGGUGUCCGCCGUGCACAUAAGCCAGACCAGUAACGGAGGUGGGAGCUUAAGCGACUACUCCUCCUCUGUCCCGUCGACACCAAGCACCAGCCAGAAGGAACUGCGAAUCGACGUCCCUCCCACUGCCAACACGCCGACGCCUGUCCGGAAGCAGUCCAAGCGCCGCUCCAACCUCUUCACCUCUCGGAAAGGGAGUGACCCAGACAAAGAGAAGAAAGGCCUGGAGAGCCGCGCGGACAGCAUCGGGAGCGGUCGAGCCAUCCCAAUUAAACAGGGCAUGCUGCUGAAGCGAAGUGGCAAAUCGCUGAACAAGGAGUGGAAAAAGAAGUACGUCACCCUGUGUGACAACGGCGUGCUGACCUACCACCCGAGUUUACAUGAUUACAUGCAGAAUGUUCAUGGUAAAGAGAUUGAUCUUCUGAGAACCACUGUGAAAGUCCCAGGGAAGAGGCCACCCCGAGCCACGUCAGCCUGCGCGCCCAUCUCCAGCCCUAAAACCAACGGCCUGUCCAAGGACAUGAGCAGUUUACACAUCUCACCAAAUUCAGGGAAUGUCACUAGUGCGUCUGGGUCUCAGAUGGCCAGCGGCGUCAGCCUGGGCUCCUUCGGCAGCCGGCCGGACGGCAUGCAGCAGCGCUCCUACUCUGUCUCCAGUGCCGACCAGUGGAGUGAGGCUACGGUCAUUGCAAACUCGGCCAUCAGCAGUGACACGGGGCUGGGCGACUCCGUGUGCUCCAGCCCAAGUAUCUCCAGCACCACCAGCCCCAAGCUCGACCCGCCCCCCUCCCCUCACGCCAACAGAAAGAAGCACCGAAGGAAGAAAAGUACCAGCAACUUCAAAGCCGACGGGCUCUCUGGCACCGCGGAAGCCAAACGCAAGGCUUGGAAACUAAACCGUGUUGGUAGCCUGCGAAAUAUUUACAGCAGCAGCAGCACCAACACCGAAGAACAAGAAGAAAACUUUGAGUUUAUCAUUGUGUCCCUCACUGGUCAGACGUGGCACUUUGAAGCCACCACGUAUGAAGAACGAGAUGCGUGGGUCCAAGCCAUCGAGAGCCAGAUCCUAGCCAGCUUACAGUCAUGUGAGAGCAGCAAGAAUAAGUCCCGACUGACGAGCCAGAGUGAGGCCAUGGCCUUGCAGUCGAUACGAAACAUCCGCGGCAAUUCCUACUGCGUGGACUGUGAGACCCAGAAUCCGAACUGGGCCAGUUUGAACUUGGGAGCCCUCAUGUGCAUCGAGUGCUCAGGGAUCCACCGGAACCUUGGCACCCACCUUUCUCGAGUCCGGUCUCUGGACCUCGACGACUGGCCCAUCGAGCUUAUCAAGGUGAUGUCAUCCAUCGGGAAUGAGCUGGCCAACAGCGUCUGGGAAGAGAGCAGCCAGGGGCGGACAAAGCCCUCACUGGACUCCACAAGGGAGGAGAAGGAGCGGUGGAUCCGGGCCAAGUACGAGCAGAAGCUCUUCCUGGCGCCGCUUCCCUGCACGGAGCUGUCCCUGGGCCAGCACCUGCUGCGGGCCACCGCCGACGAGGACCUGCGGGCCGUCAUCCUGUUGCUGGCGCACGGCUCCCGGGAGGAGGUGAACGAGACCUGCGGAGAGGGGGACGGCCGCACAGCGCUGCAUCUGGCCUGCCGGAAGGGGAACGUGGUCCUGGUGCAGCUCCUGAUCUGGUACGGCGUGGACGUCAUGGCCCGGGACGCCCACGGGAACACGGCGCUGGCGUACGCGCGGCAGGCCUCGAGCCAGGAGUGCAUCGACGUCCUGCUGCAGUACGGCUGCCCCGACGAGCGCUUCGUGCUCAUGGCCACGCCCAACCUGUCCCGGAAGAACAAUAACCGCAACAACAGCAGCGGGCGUGUGCCCGCCAUCCUCUGACGCCCCGGCGCGCGCCGCGCCCGCCCUGCCAAGCCACCGCACGUGAGUCCCGUCGCGGCCCCGCUCUCCUCCCGCUGGUGGCCCGCCGCCCACCCUCACCCCGCGCAAUCACAAAGCCCGACCGGCCCCGGGGCGAAGACGAGGCCAGGAGGCUGCCGAGCCGAGUCGUCCCCGUAAACCCCCCCGAGGACGAGCAGGCGCUCCGGGUGGGCCUCGGUUUACUGACAUAGCACACGGCGAGGGACCCCCGCUGCCCUCCGUCCGUCCGAGGAGGCCCCGGGACUGGAUGGGACGGGCGGGGGAGGGGAGGGGAGGCGAGGCGCCGGGAGCAGGGAGACUCUCCUUAACUGGCAGUUAAGCACAUCAGUACAUUUCACCUCUACCAAACGGAACACUCGGAUUUCAUCUCCUCUCCGAGGAGCUUGACGGCAUAAAUCAGAAGCAAGCAGAGUUUGUCAGGUUUGAAGCCCCUAUGAUGGUAUGUGUCAAAUCAGUUGUGGCUAAUCUGUCCGGGGAGAAUACCGGCUUCAUUACACUCGUAUAGUUGAGUUCUUCCCGCAUUACCGCUGUUUAAUAGAACAUGAUUACUCAUCGCCGAGGAGAAGGCGUAUUAGCCGAGGAGGUAGUUACGCAGCACGCUCUGAUGACUGCCACGAUGUGAUUGCAAUACUUCUUAGAAGCAUCAUAUUAUCCCAGACAUGUUCUUUCGAGCCCUUGGAGCCCUCCUUUCUAAAUUCACUGUCAUAAUUUAGUAUCUGUUUAAUUUUUCAGUCCAAAGAGAGGAAAUCAGUUGCUGAGUAUUAUUUGUCUGGAGUCUCCUUGGUACAAAAACAAAGUGGAAAAAAUAAAUAAGAGUAAGUCGGAAAUUCAAAAGGAAAUCACGAAUUCCAGCUAAUAACAUUGCGAGGCCAUGUUCUAAAGUCAGUAAAUGCAUAAAAGGCUGUUUUUUUUCCCCCAAACAUAAGAGAGAUUUUGCAUUUUACUUCCUUUUGCCAAGGUGGCUGUCUUGGGUCUCAGUCACUCCCAGGCCACACGGGAGUGUCACAUAGGCUUCUGUGUUAUGUCUUUAGAUAAGAUUGUGAAAAUCUAUUUGAAUAAAAGAAGUUCAUAAAUAUGCAUUGAUUUUCGUACAGACAAAUGGCACCUCUGUUAAUUUAUAAAUUGAACUGGAUGUGAACUAAUACCGUGCAACUAGUUGAGAUAAGAGGGUUACAGAUCAUUGUACAUGGAAAGCACUCCCAGCAGCAAACACUUCCAUUAAUGUGAUCGACAGCUUUUAAAAAGGAACAUACCAGAAGAAGAUGGUGGUACAAUUUGCUUAUUAAAAUCGAGAAAGAAAAAAAGACACUUAGAUGCCUAUGAGAGAAGGAGGGGAGGAAGCUUGUGAUUUCUCAUUAUUUAGAUCUGAUACCACUUCUGCCAAGCCAGAGAAGGGGUGACGGGGAAGUCGGGGAUAAGUUUCUCAGUCCUGCCCCAGGUGCUGGGCAGAGGCAGGUCGCGACUGGCCGCCCACAGCUCGGUGGCACCGGCUGGCCCGCGGGCGUCGCUUCACUCGGUGGCCAUGCCCUCCGUUUCCUUUACUUUGUCACCUGAUCUGCCAUCCCUGUGGCAUGGGGCUGCUUCAGACUUCAGCCACCUUCCGCGUGGUGGCCAAACACAGUAAAAACCAGAUCGCGACACCUUAGGUUAAAAAGGAAGGGGUAGCUGUGCCUGGAGCCCUUUAGCAAGUCUGUCCGAGAAGAGGGUAGUCCCCUUGGCAGGAGACUCUGGACCUGCUGUCGCACAGGAGCGGGGCCACGUCCGCCCGGCCGCCUCCAGGCAGGGCCCUUGCUCUCCUAUAUUAAACCUUCUAUUUUGUAAGAAUUUUUCGUCUUCUUUUACUUUAUAAGAAAAAAACACGUUAAGUUGGUGGGAAAAAUAAAGCUUUACACAGAAUUUAUAUGGGGGUUAGUGUUUCAUGGACAUUUGUAACCUUGAUUCAGCUGCGUGGAACCCAGGAACAGCAGGUACAGAAGCCACGAGGCUGAGAGCCUUGACAACACUCCCUAAUCCUCACCCCCACCCCCACCCGCAGUUUUUAAUUCUGUGUUUCAUCACUGUGUAGUUAUUUUAAAUGUGAAUAGAAAAAAAAUGUCAUUGCCUAUUUUUGAAGAACGCGUUACUGUUCUAAUCGAGCUAUACACAUUCGCCUCUGCACAGCCGUUAGCAUAGACUUACGUAGUGAACGCAGAUAUAGUAUAAAUGAAAUUCUUAAAUUAUUUCAUUGUAGUUAAUUCCCACUAUAGGAAUGCUCUAUCAUAUAGCGAAGCCUUGUUUUGAAAAGAAACAGAAUUCCUUGUAAGGCUUCUCUUUGAGAUGUAUAUGAGUGUGUACAUAUUAUUAUAUGUGUUUAUAAUAUAAUAUUUUCCCAAAUGACUUUUUUCACUUAGCCUUUCACAAGCUGAAUGCUAGAUUGGUUUCUUUGUUUGUUUUGUUUUCCUCCCUUCCUUCUCUCCGGCACGGGGACUUCCGAGAUUCCUUCCCAGAAAGCUUGACUCCCUUCCUGCUGUUUGUAGCAGUGUCGGUAUGCGCCAGGAGGCGGCCAGCUUUCCUGAGUCUGAGUUUCAGCAGCAGAGGAGAGGCCGUGGUGGGUUUCAAGGGUUUUCCUCGAAAAUAAAGGUGGCUGAUGGCUAAUCUGCUCGUAUUCCAGUGUCACGCCAGAAGGCCUUUCCUCACCCAUCAUGCUCUCAUUCCCAGCUUAAAGCCUCACCAACACUGAGGCGGGGAAGCAGAUGCCACAGGGGCUGGUGUUAGCAACGACCAGCUUGGGAAGGGGCUCGAGUCAUCACUGUGUAUCCCAUGAAAGUUCUGUGAAGUGACAGUGACAAGAAGACACCACUGCACUAUCCGCAGAGCCUUUUCUGUUCAGAAGUCAGUUUCCCUUCACUGGAAACCACCUGCUGGGAGAGGCACGGGUGCACGUGGUCCCCGGGGAGGGGAGCGUCACGAUCUGGCCAGAUUCCUUCUGUGGCCACAGGAACCCUGCAGAGGAAGGAGCCUCAAUUCUGACCCCGUGAGAGCAGACGUCCGGGACUGGGUAGGAAGAUGGUUCACGAAACCCAGAGCCCCAGUCAUGGGGCCCCGGUCCCUUCUGUCUCCUGUCAUCCCAGGAGAUGAGCCGCUCGAGGGUGAGUGAGGGGCUGUUUAUGAGUCUUGGGCCCCACGAGCAGGCGCGGGUCCAUGUCUCCCAGGAAGAGCACAGUGUGUGAUUUUCCCAGAAAGCAGGGGAAGGCGCUGGGGCUCUUGGUGGAUUACUCUUGACCAGAAUCCUAAAAGUAGCCAUUCUCUGCCCGUGAACCCGGGCGCCGAGGCAGGGCCUGGCUGUUCCUCCUGUCUUCUGAAGUGUUGUCUAGCCUCGUGCCAUCUACCCAGCCUCUGCCAUCUGGCCUAGGGACCACUCUUCCCAGUUUUGUAACGUCUGCACACUUCAGGGUCGUCCUCUCCAUCUGCAAAGGAGCUGUCACUGACUUCAUGAGGGGAGAGCAGGGUCCACGGUGAGAAAGACAGCGCUGCGGCUGAGCAGACCCGACUUCACCUGGCUUUGCUGCCCCUGCUGGGCGGUCCUGGCCAGGUACCCAGCUGCAGGGCUCUCUUUCCUCAGCUAUGAAACGGGUGGCCUGGAAGGCUCCGAUGACCAGUUGGUUUCCAACCAAUGUGACCACGGCCAGCCAGACCCGCCGCCAGGGGCUGGAUGCUCAGGAAAUGCCGGUGUCGCAAAGACCCGGAAUGCUGAGGGCAGCAAAGCCAGAGCCUCCCGGAGAGCUGCCCUCGGGGGUCGGUGACAGCAGGCCCGCCAGCCUCCCCCCGCCAGCUGAGCCAGCCGGUGUCCUCCCCCACGGCCGCUGGCGGGGAGCAGUGUCAGGAGGGGGGCGGAGGCGCUCUGUGCCCCUCCCCCCGUACUGCCCACUUCCUGAUGCUUAUCCCCCAUUUUUGUAGUCUGAGUUUGACUUUCCAGAGGCAAAGAAAAGGUUGAGUCUUACCCUCAUGCAUUCAGUAAGGUCACUUGAGACCCAGGAUGACCCCUUCUGUCUGACACCCUGUUGUGUUACCGGCUCAGACAGGCCUCCCUCUCGCCAGGAGCCACCAGGAGGCUCCUGUCCACGCUUGGUCCUCAGAGCUUGCUGAAGAGCGUGAUGGCUGGCAGAGCGCUAGGCCCUUCGGCCUCUCUCGCUUAGCCUGGACGGCCAGAGGGUGAGCCUGCGCCUCCCCGGAGCCGCUCUCCCUUUCGAGGCUGGCGUUCGGCUCGUCCUGGGCCUGCGCUCGGUGAACGCGGCUUCCCCCUCGAGGGUGGCUGUUGGGUCUUGCCCGGCACCCAGCCCAAGCUGUGCUCAAGGGUGACACGGGUCCCCAUGGCUCCAGCUCCGCCAACCCUUCCUCCUUGCAUUUAGAAUGUUCUGGAAAUAAGAAAUCCACAUUCCCACCUAGGGAGGUUGAGAAGCUUUGCAGCAAUGUGGAGCCUCUACGAGUAAGUGUGAUCAGGGCUCCCCAAGUUCUCAGAAGGCGAAGAUAAUUGGAAAGCAAAUCCGUCACCCCUCCAUGGGCUGUUUCCCCUCCCCCACCUGCUCUAUUUCCAUCCCUCACGCGCCCCACAAGGUCGGCAUGACUUUCUAGAACUCCCCUGGACUGUAUUUAUGUCCUUCAAGCAAACAAAUUGAAAAGCAGUCAGGAAGGAAUUCAAAUAGAAAUGUGCUGAAGAUACACAUCUUUCUUUCCCAGGAAAUAUAAUUUAUUCUAACUGCCGCGUCAAACGUGGGCUUCACACAUUGUGAAGUCCUGUCUUCAAGUGAUUUUUACCCUCAUCCUUCACCAAAAAGCUAAAUAAGGGCCUUUGGCAUCCAGACUCGGAUUUUUCACUUUGGGCCAUUAUCGACACGUUGCUUUUUUGAAUUCCCAAGUGGCUUUCUUCCAGAAGCUCUGUGGCCAGUGAGUCCUCGGUGUGGGCCCCGCCCCUGCCACGGCUAGGCCAGGCCCCCCAGGUGUGCGACUCACGGCGGGCAGGGGUCUGGCUCCCCGCCUGGCCCGCUGAGGGAUGGGGUCGGCCCCCCGCCCUGCUCUGGGCCCUGCGCCCUGAUGGGUCCUUGGUGGUUCAAGCAUCGCAAGCAGGUCGCCCUUCAGCCAAAACGUUGGAUUGCUUCCCGUUAACGCAGCAGAGAGAAGGGGGAGUGGGUUAGUGCCCCAAGCAGACCGCAGCAGCGUCAGGCUUCUGUUCCCACCGCGGCCGGGGGUGAUCCCUGGAAGCCAGGCCGCUCGGGAGGAGAGAGCAUCCGUGCCGCUCGGGGGUCCGCAGGCCCACACCGGACCCUCCCCUCUCCCCUUGCCAGGAAGAGGGGACAUGUGACGGCUUAGAACUCGUAUUUCAAAAACACAAAUGUUCUUCCCCUUAGAGGAGAAAGGCUGUCCUAACAGAGGUGUUUUUAAGCAAAAUUAAUGGAUUCCCCAUCUCGUUUUGGAUGUCUGCGGCUUUUGGAACAUAAUUGACGCUUCUUUCCAGUUCCAGUUUUUCAGUGUGGGCCAGAGUGGAAAGUAGAGGACAUUUCAUCGGCACAGGAUUCCGUAAGACCACAAAGUCUGGUUUUUAGUCCAUGAUUUUUAAAACUCCCAAGUUCUAGAAGUAAUUAGGUUUCACCCGUGUUGGAAACGCCCUCCCAAAGCAAGGAUUCAGGACCGUAGAUUUGCAAGUCUCUCCUUUCUGCAUUUCAUUUAUGGGAGGGCUGGGUUUGCUCUCAGAUGACAGCAUUGUUUCUGGGGUUAGCACCUGGUUGGUAAAAACGCCCUUGUCCGAGGCCCUCAUCCCAUCCAAAGGGCCUGCGGUGCCCAGAGGUGGGCAGGGUGAGGCAGGCGUGCCCAGCAGCGACCUGCUGUGAACCGCCCCUGCCAAGCAGACUGACAAGCUCGGGGUCUGGCCGGGUGUCACCCUGCACCCAGCGGCUACGAGAUCCGUGCGGGGCAAGCCGCCUUCGUCGGGUGCGAGAGGUCAGCUCAGGGCUUGUGUUUUAUCUGGGCCUGGUGUGGCUGCUGUGGAGAACACCCCCCGAGGGUCAGGAUGGAGCUGUAGGGCCGAGACCCACCUGUCAAAGUCUAGCAAGGUCUAGCCUGGCAGUCACGGUCAGUGAGAAUGCCACGGCCUUCAUCUUGAGACGCAGGUAGGAAGAAAGGAGCCAUACAAGAUGUGAGAGCUCUGGGGCAUCUUCCAAAUGGAACAAUCAGGUGUUGGGAGCAACCACCCCCAAAUCAGUGUGCCCUGGUCUCCCCGUGCCAGAUGGUGUCCGCAGUGGCCCAGGAAGCAAAUAUCUGAGCUGGCCCAAACUCAACCAACAGGUCGUGGCCCCAACCCCUGGAAGCUCACGCAGUCAGUGAUUCCUCGUGUAAGAUGGUGAGCGUCCAGCCUUGACAAAGGACGUGGCAGGGCCUUCCACCCCUCAUCUAGCACCCCGAUGUGGAAAGCCUGAGUGACAGCCUCUUUCAAAGACCCUGGGGGCAGCCCAGCUGAUGACCACUGCACCCAGCUCUGCACUUGACAUUCCACUGAGGGGCCUGGGGGAAGGUUCAUCCUGCCUGGGCUCUUCAAGGGUCAGAGGAUAGAGGGGACCAAGGGUGCAUGAGCUGGAGCCAGAGCGGGGAGUUAGCCUCACUGACCGCUCACGGGAGCACAUCACGUCCUCCCUGUCCCGCCCCAGGGCGCACAGGCCGACCUGAGCGAGGACCGUGCAGUUCCACGUUCCACGGUGCACAGGCAAUGGGUAUUUUUAGAAACUGCUCUCGGGCACGUCACACGUCUCGAGGUUAGAAAUAAUGCCUCUCCAAACCUUGAAAAGCAUCAAGGUUUCCCUCCUCCGACUGGGCUUUUGUGUUAAACAUAUCAAACUCUUGCAGCUGCAGCCCCUGUCCCGGUUUAGGCACCCAUGUCCGGGGAGGGUGCCGUGAGGCUUUGACCGAGGGCCCUGCACAAAGCCUCGGGAGCCCUGAGUGGGCUGCCCCAGGAAGGGCUGGAGGUGGUGGCCACUCCAGCCCCAGGCACAGCCACGUGGGUUCCGGAAAUGCUUCCUGCCCCCAGACAGCCCCCCACUCUCCUGCCCGUGACGUUGAACAGGGUUCUCAUGGGGCCACUGGCGUGUUUCUGAACGGGAGUCCGGGUCACAGGUGACAACCGAGAGGCGUUUGUCAGAGGGAACAGGGAAGGCUGAGUCUCUGCCCACCUCUCAGCACAUUUUUCUGUUUCUGUAAAGAGCGAUGUACAGAAGACGGAGGAGCGGCCCGGGCUUUAUCCAGGGGUGGGUUUGGUUUCUUUGGGGAUUCUUUUUGGUGGUUUUUAUAUUACCUCAUUCAGCAAGUUUGUUCCACAACGACUCAACGAUGCUUAAUUUAUAUUGUUUGUACUGUAAUUAAAACCAUUGACAGACAUUUCACUUUGCUUGUUCUUUCAUAUGAUUUUGUUUUGAUUAAAUAUGCCAGUUUGUAUUUUCCUGCAUUGGGAUUUUUUGUGUCCGCUGUACAGUAUUCUAAGGGGAAAAAAAGAGAAAAAGAAAAAUGUGUAAAGUAACGGAGAGAGGUGGCUAUAGUGUAGAGGCCUCUUUCUAAUAAACGAAAAUAUGUCUACA
Molecule: messenger RNA, 10619 nt
Organism: Ailuropoda melanoleuca (giant panda)
Lineage: Eukaryota; Metazoa; Chordata; Mammalia; Carnivora; Ursidae
Gene: AGAP1
Product: ArfGAP with GTPase domain, ankyrin repeat and PH domain 1
Exons: 21
Coding region: 631-2982 (783 amino acids)
Biological process (GO): activation of GTPase activity
Molecular function (GO): protein binding; GTPase activator activity; GTPase activity
Source: RefSeq, a predicted model, not a curated record